This is a messenger RNA of Mizuhopecten yessoensis (Yesso scallop), 3479 nucleotides long. RefSeq lists its product as uncharacterized. NCBI's taxonomy places the organism in Eukaryota, Metazoa, Mollusca, Bivalvia, Pectinida, Pectinidae. The transcript has 12 exons. Gene Ontology annotation, molecular function: caspase binding; death receptor binding. The record is from RefSeq and is a predicted model, not a curated record. Gene Ontology annotation, biological process: TRAIL-activated apoptotic signaling pathway; positive regulation of extrinsic apoptotic signaling pathway. Gene Ontology annotation, cellular component: cytoplasm; CD95 death-inducing signaling complex. The coding region runs from base 39 to 2297 and encodes 752 amino acids.
GCACAAAGUCAGUUGAUUCAUAUGACCAGUCGACUGAAAUGUCCGUUGAACAGACAGUACAGAUCAACAAUGAUGUAAGGGAUAAAGUAACAUCACGUCUCAGUUUCCAAAUCGACCAGACUGCUGACGAGGAAACUUUCUCGCGGAAAGAUAGCACAUGUUCCAUGGACUGGGCUAGCACCUAUUCUAACAUGAAUGACGUUGUUAUAAUGGUUAAUGACUAUAAGGGGGAGUCCGUUGUGGGAUGUGUAGUUUACACGGAGACAGAUAGAUCGGAUCCAGCACGCUGCGCUCUCGUCUAUCCAGCUGAUGUCCCUUCAAUGGUCAAUUUAUACGAAAAUGUCGUCAGCAACAUCAUUCAUAUAGUUCCUGUGGAGAACCAAGGUGGUGACGAAGACGAGGAUGAGGUUACUAUAGCAAUUCCAUUCGUGAAGGACGAGAUGCAUUACUACCAGGAACCCGUGUUGCGUGUGCUUGAUUCACAAGACAGAUGGAAUGAAUAUCCGUGCCGGGAAACUUUGUAUGACCGGGAAGAUGAAUCAAACAUUUUUGUACUGAUGGCCAAGUUUACCGGACCCACCACGUGCGUGGUAGUUGCCCAACCGAUCGUGGACGAUAUUGUUUUCACGAACAAGAUGACGAGAUUUCACUCCACUGUAGACAGGGAGAUUAUCCUUACGUGUCCCGUCAGUGCUAGAAUCAACGCUAAAAAUGUCCAUGUCGAACUCAAGGUGCUGCCUGUGCUGCCUUGCAUAUUAGAAGAAACCAAGACGACGUUUGAUACAGACAGACAGAAACUGUACAAUGCUGGGGCCAUUGUCACACUUAACUUCUAUGAUGACCAUCCCCAGACAAUAUACAUGCACCUGCCGUGUACUCGACCUCCCGUACCUUCCCGUCCUAUGACUGGCAGUAAGCGUGUCUCUUCUUGUCUAGGAACUCCUGAUUCUGGUUACAGGUCAACGUCUAGGGGAGGCCAGAUGGGCAGGAAAAACUCGACAUUCGGCAAAUUUGUGGAGCCUAGUCAAGAAAAAGAAUGCCGUCUUGUUCGUUUUGCAUCUUGUAUGGCUACCAAGGUCAAGACGUUGUCUUCGGAUGAUGUCACAGUAGAUGACCAGGCUAUUUUUUCUGUACAUGAGAAAUCAAGCACUUCGGUUGUGCUUGAAGUCACAGAGGAGUUGCUGCCAAAAGUGAUACAAGAUAUAGUUCCACGACUUCUGUCUAAUAUCGAAUAUCAAAAUGUACAGAUAUGCCUGGCUCACAACAAAAGGUGCCUUAACGAACUAGCCUUGUCAUGUGACCGAGCCUCGAACGUUAACUCCCGCCAAAUGAUGCGACUAGAGACAGACAAUAUCGUUACCACGAGAGCCAUAAAAAUGAGAGAGGGCGAUACACUGUGUUUAUGUUUUCGUGGUAACGUAUCUUCAAUUUCCAAUCAUCGAACUAUAUUUCGUUAUUAUGGAAUUCAUGGGAUUCACACGGCCUGGACGAUUGACAUAGUCGACAGAUUUUGUCAGAGGUCGCUUUCUUCGUUCUGUGGAUUUCUUCAAAUAUUUGUAUGGAAAGCGAAGCAGCCGUUUGACUGUCAGCACAGUGAUGUUGAUAACAAAGCAUUCUGGGAUAUCAUCACUGAAAUACCCAUCUCGCUUCCCAAGACAGUGCCUAGGCUGUCCACAAAAGUAGUGCGGGCUCCUGUAACAGUGCGAAACGAAGGGACAAUCACACCAGAAUUUCUUGAGAGUCUUGCAAAGGCUAUUGGGGAGGGAUGGCUUCCACUUGCAAAUAGCCUGAAUAUUGAUCAUCCGAGAAUACAGUCAAUCAAACAGCAACACAAGGGAAAGAACCAAGAGCUGGCAAGAGAUAUCCUCAUGACAUGGUUCAAACGAUCCCUGAUCGUAAAUGAAAAAACAUCUGCUCUGAUUGCGGCCCUACGUAACAGUGGUAGGGAUGACCUGGCAGAUGCUCUAAGAGACAGCAGCAAAAGGUACCGACGGGAGAAGGCCAGGAAUACGAGAGAUAAUAAGAUGGAGACUGUGAUCUUAUCGGUAUGCAAAAGCAGUCAAGUAGUAUCUAGAUGGAAGGACAUUGCAAGCAUGCUGGACAUGAAUGAAUCGGAGAUCCACACCAUUGAUGCUGAAACUGCAGACGAUGUGUCGAAAUGUCGUGGAAUGUUGUCGCUUUGGAAACAGAAACAAAAUGGAUAUGGGAUCCGAAAACUCGUUAAAUGUUUAAAUCAUCUUGGGCUGAAUCACAUUGCAGAUCAUUUGACAACGAUGAUGACGAAAACACCCUCCUGACGCGGCACUCUACUAGGAGACACAUCGAUUAUGUAUGCUGUGAAACGAUGCUGUGAUUGGAGAAGACAUUUGUGAUACAUUAUGUGAAACGAUUCUGUGAAAGGUAUCAUUGGUGAUGUAUGAUGUUAAAUGAUGAUGUGUUUGGAGGAGACAUUGAUGAUUCAUAAUGAACACGAUACGAUGUUUGAAUGAGAAAUAUGCGACACGUGAUGGACACCAAAACAGGUAUUCUGUUUGGAGGAGACAAGAGUUUGCAAGGAAAAGAACAAUGAAAUAAGAUAUAAGACAAAUAAUGCAAUGCUUCAAAAACAAUAAAUGAAAACAGCUUCCCAUUUCAGCUGAAAAAUGUAUAAGCAUCGUAUUUUCAAAUUUGAAUACAUGUGUAUAAAUACAUCAUUAUUUUCAGCAGGUACCGUAAACUAUGAUAUAUCUACGCGGUGACUUUUUUCAAAGCAUGCCAUUUGACGUCUAGGCCUAGGGUAGAAGCGAUGAAUAUUGAGUGGCGCAAUUAUCAACCAUUUUACCAUGUUUAAUGACGAUCCUACUUUGAUUAUUUUGCGUGUUGAGUCUUCUUGUGUACAUCACAAUAUAUGAAAACACUAAACUGACAGUGUAACUGAAGAAUCCUAACACUUACAUACAAAUAAAUAUAAGAGUCUUCGUCGGAACAUCAUCUCAUAAACAACAAAAAAUCAUUGUUAGACAUGUUUGCUGGCAUUUGUUAAAGUGACCAACCCACUGUCACACAAAAUACAGCGUCUCUUGCUCACUGAUAUUCCUGACGAGUUCCAUCAAUUUUAACUGAAAAGGAGUUAUUUAAAAUUAUUUUUGACAUGAUCUUUUAUUUUUUGAAUUUUGCACAAACACGAUAUUCAAAACCAUUAUGAAAUGUCCAUAAAUCCAUACGUAAAUAUUUUACACGUUUGAAGUUAAUGAAUAUUUUGAUGAUUAUGUGAUAAACAGAAGAUACCUGAAGGUGUUAUACAUAUUUUCAAGAGUGCGACAGUUGACAAGUUUAAUGGCGACAAGAAUACGUGUAUUCGGUGACGCCAUAUCGAAAACUAUCCAUACAUAUUCAAUGUGGUAUAUUUCAAUAUUAUGAGGUCAUCAUUAUCACAUCAUAUAUUGUUCAUGAGAUCACGAAUAAUGCAAGGAAAGACAAGAAGACAAAAUAAAAUGUUU